Penicilliopsis zonata CBS 506.65 is the source of this 1127-nucleotide messenger RNA. RefSeq lists its product as hypothetical. Gene Ontology annotation, molecular function: glutathione disulfide oxidoreductase activity. The record is from RefSeq and is a predicted model, not a curated record. Gene Ontology annotation, biological process: cellular response to oxidative stress. The coding region runs from base 182 to 1021 and encodes 279 amino acids. The transcript is spliced from 3 exons. Lineage: Eukaryota; Fungi; Ascomycota; Eurotiomycetes; Eurotiales; Aspergillaceae. Gene Ontology annotation, cellular component: fungal-type vacuole; cis-Golgi network; Golgi lumen.
GCCGGAACAAGGCGCGUACUUCGAGACAUUAUUUGGGUUCUGAUAUCUGAAAAAGAACAUUGAACCUCUUUUAAUUUCAAUUUUGACCAUAUAUAUAAUACCCCUAUAUAUCUAUCAUCUAUCAAACUGUCAAUAAUCCAGUAUAACAAGGGUUGCGAGCCGCCGAUAGUUACAACUCAGCAUGCCUUCGCCACGGCGCAUCAAAGUCCUCCUGGCUGCUGUUUGCACAUUGAUAUUUGUGUAUUUAUAUUUCUCGAGCGAUGCAAGCGGGAUCCAAGACCAGAAGUUCUACCGCUCUACGGUAGAAGCCAUGAAAGUCAAGGAAGCAGAGAAACAUUCGGCGCUAGAGAAAGGGGAUAAAACGGUGUUUCCGAAACUGCAGCCGGCGCAGCAGGUACAACAGCCUGUCGAUAAAGAGGCCGUGGCAGCAAAUGCUCAAGCCAUGAAGAACACCGUCAACACCCCCUCUUCUUCUUCCAAGGGGGCCAGCGAGCAGAGUGAGGAGAUGGAGGAGAUAUCGAUUGCCGGGAGGACGAAGAUGACGGUUCCAAAACAAAAGGAUACAGAGUCAAAGGAUGUCACCAAAGAGCAAGGAGCAGGAGAUGACGCCAAGAAAGAGGAAAAGAAAGAGCAAGAGAACGACGCUUACCACCAGGCUAAGGACGAGCUGAAUACUAUCUUCAAGCGAUCGCCGGUGAUCAUCUUCUCAAAGUCUUACUGCCCCUACAGCGCCAAGGCAAAGAAUAUACUUCUCCAGAGGUAUUCAAUCGUUCCCGCACCGUACGUUGUCGAAUUAGACCUACACCCUCUUGGUCGGGAGCUCCAAGCCGUUCUGGCCGAGAUGACUGGUCGUCGUACGGUGCCCAACGUCCUGGUCAGCGGGACGAGUAUCGGGGGCGGAGAUGACAUGGUUGCUCUUGAUCAGAGCGACAAGCUAGCAUCAACGUUCAAAUCACUUGGAGGGAAUUGGAUAGCGGAAGUGAAGCGCAAAGACCCAGAGCCAGAAUCAAAACAAGACUAGGACUCCCGUGGGCUACAUUCCUUGCACCUUUUACAAAGCCCAUUCUAUGUAAAUCAUUUUUAGGUAGUUAUAGUGGGAAGUUGCACAUAUUACUUCAAGUUUAAUC